GAACUAUUCAAUAGCGAAUUAAAUCAGGAGUUGUCUAAAGUUUGUGAAGAAAUGGAGAGGGGUCAACUGUUCGAUUCGUCAUACGAUGAUGAGUUGUAUCAUCACUGUGCGAUGGUUGAAACACAGUUUAAGUAUGUAAAAUAAACAUUCAUUUCGAUCAUAAUUUACAUAUUGUCUUAUACAGUUUUUAAUAAAUUUAAACAUUUUAGCAGUCAACCACUACAACUUGGAAGAGGAACGAAGCGAACGUGCAGCAAAGAAUCCAAGAUCAUCAAAAAACCAACAACGGAAGCAGAAGCGCAUACCUCUGCAGGGAACAGUAUCAGUAACGAUGAUCAAGUGGAAUGUCCAACGUGCCAUAUAUUUAUCAAGAAACGGUAUUUAGCUAAUCAUUUUAAAAGUAAUGUUCAUAAAAAUAAUCUUUUAAAUUCACAUAAUUCUUUAUCAAACGUUAGUGUUAUUGAAUCUGCUUUUGGAAAUAGGAUUUUAACUUAUAAAAUCAAGAGUAGAGUAGAUCGUUCGACAUGGGUAAAUUUUGAAACUCCUGAACUAUUUUUAAAUUCUAUUAAAGAUGAUAUUUUAUUUUUAUUACAAGAGUGUAUUCAUCAACACAUAAUUUUUAAGGUAAACUUCAUAUUGCAUGCUGAUUUUGUUCAACAAACUAAAGAUAUUCAUGAUACGUUCGAUUUUCAAACGCUUAACUAUAUUAUUUGUCAAGGAGAUGACUUAAAUAUUUUUCUUUCAUCUUUAAAUGAUACAAUUACUACUAAAAUUAGUGCUUUCGAAAAAAAAGAUAGUGGAUGGAGUCUAAAAAACAUAAAAUCUAUAGACAUGAAUGUUAAUAAAUUUAACCCCCUACGCGGUACUUCAUACAUAGAUCUUCCUCGUGACAUAAAAUUAAAAAAGGCUGUUAUAAAUGUAAAAAACAAGGAUUAUUUUUGUUUUAAAUGGGCGUUACUCUCGGCGUUAUAUCCUGUAAACAAACACACCGAUCGGGUAUCAUCGUACGUUAAACAUGCAAAUAAACUUAAAUUUGAUGGUAUUUCCUUUCCGGUUAAAAUUUCUGACAUAGCAAAAGUAGAGAAAUUAAAUGAUAUUAGUAUUAAUGUUUUUGGGUUAGAAUAUAAUAAAGAAAAACGAUGUAAUUCUAUAGUAGGUCCAUUAUUUUUAACAAAGUGUCGUAAAGAUAGACAUAUCAAUUUAUUAUUUUUUUCCAAGGAUACAAAAAAUCAUUAUUGCUAUAUAAAAAAUUUAUCGCGGUUAGUUAGUAAACAAAUUUCAAAAGACGGUCACAUCAUGUACAUUUGUGAAGCAUGUCUACUUCGUUUUCCAUCUCAGGAAAGGUUAAAUAACCAUGAACAAUACGAUUGUGCUCACAUUUGUACAGUAUUACCAAACAGUGAAACUUUAAAAAAAAAAGAAUUGGUUUGGUCAACCUAUUUCAAAUGAUAAAAUUAAAUUUGAUAGUUAUGAAAAAAAGUUAAAGAUACCAUUCGUAGUUUAUGCUGAUUUUGAAGCAUUUUUAAAACCAAUAGAAUCAUGUUCUAACGAUCCUUCCAAACCUUUCACUCAUAAUAUUCAGAAACAUGAAGUACAUAGUUUUGGAUAUUAUAUAAAAUGUUCAUAUGAUGAUAAAUUAUCAAAAUAUGUAACAUAUUGCGGACCCAACUGUGCACAAGUGUUUAUGGAAAGUUUAUCUAACAAUCUAAAAGAAAUAAAUAGACUUCAAAAAUAUCCACCACUUCCGCUAACAAAUGAAGACAAAAACCAAAUUUCAAAUGCAACCAUUUGUCAUAUUUGUGAAACUGAGUUGGCAAAACAUUUUUAUGAUUUUGAUUGGUACACUGGUAGUUUUAUAGGUGUUGCUCAUGAAUCAUGUUGUUCGAAGAUCAGAACACCUAGUUAUAUACCAAUAUUUUUACACAACCUUAGUCACUAUGAUGCUCAUUUUAUUGUUCACGCGUUAAACUUUUGUGAUGGUGAAGUCGAAGUUAUCCCUCAAAAUAAAGAAAAAUAUAUAUCCUUUUCCAAAAAAUUAAAAGUGAAUAACCACGAAAUUAUAUUGAGAUUCUUAGAUUCAUUUAAGUUUUUAUCGUGUAAAUUAGAAGAAUUGGCCAAAAAUCUCAGUAAUGAUCAAUUUCAAGAAUUACGUAGAAAUUACCCUAAUGAUGAAGAUUUCUUUCGUUUAAAACGGAAAGGUGUUUAUCCAUAUGAACUUAUGACUAAAUAUGAUAGUUUAAGUCUAACAUCGCUCCCUGAACAAAAAUGUUUUUAUAGUUCACUCACAGAUUCACAUAUUUCAAAUGAUGAUUACAAUCAUGCUAAAGAUGUUUGGGAACAUUUUGGGUGUUGUAAUAUGCUAGAUUAUUCAAACCUAUAUUUAAAAACAGACGUUUUACUUUUAUCCGAUGUAUUUGAAAACUUUAGAAAGUUAUGUAUUAAUACAUAUGAUUUAGACCCUGCCCAUUAUUACACAGCACCCGGUUUAAGUUGGGAUGCAAUGUUAAAAUAUACAAAAAUAGAAUUAGAACUUUUAACAGAUUAUGAGAAAAUUGCAUUUAUUAGAUCAGGUAUCAGAGGUGGUGUAUCUCAAUGUAGUAAUCGUUAUGCUAGAGCUAAUAACAAAUACAUGGAGGAUUAUGAUACAGGGAAACCAAAUUCAUAUAUCACAUAUUUUGAUGCCAACAAUUUAUAUGGUUGGGCUAUGUCUCAAUAUCUUCCUACUGGUGAAUUCGAAUGGGUAAAUCCAAAUACAGAAUUUAAUGUGUCUAAGACAUCAGACUUCGGUUUUAUUUUAGAAGUUGAUUUGGAAUAUCCAGAUGAACUUCAUGAUUUACAUUCGGACUUUCCUUUAUGUCCAGAAAACAUUUGUGUAGGCAAUAUUAAUGAGAAUAAACUAGUCCCAAAUUUAAAUAAUAAAGAUAAAUAUGUAAUUCAUUACAGAAAUUUAAAGCAGUGCAUAGAAAUGGGGGUUAAAUUAACUAAAAUUCAUAGAGUUUUAAAAUUUAAACAGUUUCCCUGGUUGAAGAUGUACAUAGAUCUAAACACAAAAUUAAGAACUUUAGCAAAAUCAGAUUUCGAAAAAGAUUUUUAUAAAUUAAUGAAUAAUUCAGUCUUCGGUAAGACUAUGGAGAAUAUUGAAAAAAGGGUUAACAUAAAAUUAGUUACGCACUGGGAGAACCAGGGUAAAGCUUUAGGUGCUCAAGAUCUAAUCGCUAAACCACAAUUUCAUAGCCUUUCAAUAUUUUCGGAAAACCUAGUUGCGGUUCAGUUGCGAAAAACGAAGUUAAUAUAUAACAAACCAAUUUAUUUAGGGUUUUGCAUUUUAGAUAUUUCAAAAACAUUAAUGUAUGAUUUUCAUUAUAACUAUAUGAUUAAAAAGUUUAGUAAAAUCAAAUUAUUGUAUACAGAUACGGAUAGUUUAAUAUAUCAUAUAUUUACAAAUGAUUUUUACACUGAUAUAAAACCUGACCUUUCAUCAUACUUUGAUACCUCAGAUUAUGAUACAAAUAAUAUUUUUGAAUAUCCAAAAUUAAAUAAAAAGAAAUUAGGUUUUUUUAAAGAUGAAAAUAAUGGUAAAAUCAUGAAAGAAUUUGUGGGUUUACGAUCCAAAAUGUACGCUUUUAACUUAGAGAAUAAGACUAUAGCCAAGGCAAAAGGGGUAAAUAAAUGUAUCACUAAAAAGAUGACAAUGAAUAGUUAUAAGUCUUCUCUAUUUAAUAAAAAAGUGCAAUAUUAUAGCAUGCUUAGAUUUAAAUCAAUUAAACACACAAUUUUCACACAAAAAUUAAAUAAGAUAGGUUUAUCAUAUAAUGACACAAAGAGACAUAUUUUAGAUAAUAAUAUUGAAACAUUAGCUUGGGGUCAUUAUAAACUGCGUUAAGUGUUGAUAGUUUUUACUUUUAUGUCUGCGUUUAAGAAAAAUUUAUAUUGAUUGUAAAAUUAUGAUAAUACUAUAAUAUGACGUAGUUUAUUACAUAUUUAAACAUUGUUUUAUUGUAAAUAAUUUAAGUUAAUUGUUGUUUCUAUUUAUUUGAGGUUGAGUUAAUUGUAAAAUUAUGAUGUACUAAUUGUUGUUUCUAUUUAUUUGAGGUUGAGUUAAUUGUAAAAUUAUGAUGUACUAAUUGUUGUUUCUAUUUAUUUGAGGUUGAGUUAAUUGUAAAAUUAUGAUGUACUAAUUGUGUUAGAAAUAGUAUACAGAUAAUUCUGUUUUAUAUAAUUUUUGGAAUAUAUAUUAAUUGUUUACACCAACACUUUCAUUUUUUAUUUCACCCCUUUGAACUUUAGACGUGUGUUGUGUUUCACUUUAUCCAUCCGUUCACUGCUAUUGUGGCAGGACCAAGUGGGUGUGGGAAGUCAAAUUUUGUAACAAAUUUCAUAAAAUCAGUUACAGAAAUAUGUAAUUGUGAUUUUAAUCAGAUCACAUGGUGCUUUGAUGAAAUGCAACCAUUAUAUAAUUUACCAAAUGUUAACUAUCAUCAAGGAAUUCCAAAUCUUAAUAUGUUUGAUGGUGAAAACCCACAUCUUGUUAUUAUUGAUGAUCUAAUGAGAGAGUCCGAUGGAAGAAUUGUGGAUAUAUUUACAAAAGGUAGUCAUCACAGGAAUCUUAGUGUAUUUUAUCUAACACAAAAUUUAUUUCAUCAGGGUAAAGGACAAAGAGACAUAUCUUUAAACUCAAGUUAUAUAAUAUAUUUUAAAAACCCUCGAGAUAAAACUCAAAUAAGAUAUUUAGCAAGACAAGUAUCACCACAUAACCCAAAAUUCAUUGAAAAUGCCUACAGGGAUGCAACUCUAGAGGCGCAUGGAUAUUUAAUGGUAGAUUUAAAACAGAAUACCAAUGAUUUUUGUCGUAUCAAGACAAAUGUCUUUCCAUUUAAUGGUUUCUGUACAGUCUACGUCCCCACAAAAGAGUUUAAAUACACCAAGAAUCAAACAAUUGAAAUCAUUGCUAAAUGAUGCAUCGUCGACUCACAACGUAUAAACAUUUGCUAACCGCUUUGCAUACGCUUAAACCAAAAUAUCAAAGAGCAUUACUUAAAACGUGUGAUGAAGAAGAAAUUAACUGUAUUUGUGAGUGUAUUCAUAACGUUUUACAAGGAAAAGUACCUCUUAAAGAUCAGG
Parnassius mnemosyne (clouded apollo) is the source of this 5121-nucleotide messenger RNA. NCBI's taxonomy places the organism in Eukaryota, Metazoa, Arthropoda, Insecta, Lepidoptera, Papilionidae. The record is from the annotation of a GenBank genome assembly.